CCUAAACAAAGAGAAAGACUUGAAGAAGUUCAAAUUAAAUUUCAUGAAAUUCACGAUUCUGAAAAUGAAGAAAGUUGUUGGCCGUCAGCUUUUAAUAAUAAUGUUAGAGUAGAAAUUGAUAUUAGAGAAGAAAUUGAUGAUAAUAAUAAUGAUAACUAA
Molecule: messenger RNA, 159 nt
Organism: Racocetra persica
Lineage: Eukaryota; Fungi; Glomeromycota; Glomeromycetes; Diversisporales; Gigasporaceae
Source: the annotation of a GenBank genome assembly